AUGGAGGUUGCGGGCGAUCCAGGCUCGGAGGCGGGGCGGCUGUGCUAUCUUGUGCCCGGAGAGGAGGCCCCCGACAACGCGGGGACCUACGGGAACGGAAUGGAGGCGGAGGAGUUGGCGCUAGAGGAAUUGCUGCUAGAAUACGAGCCAAAAUCCGAGCCCCAGAAGGAGCCGCCCCGGCCCCGCGCCUCUCCGGAAGCUUCUGGCGCAGGAGCCCGAGAGGAGGAAAAAGAGCCGGGCCUGGCGCGCGCUAUCGAGGACCCGGAGCUGGAGGCCAUCAAAGCCCGAUUAAAGGAGACGAAGGAAGAGACCGAGAAAUUGAAGGAGCUUCAGAAGGAGAUGCAGAAACUGAUGAACAAGAACCCGCCCUCAGGCCAUGCUGGCCCAGAGAUCAAGUCCAUUGAGAAGAAGAUGGAGGCUGAUGCUCGAUCCAUCUAUGUCGGCAACGUGGACUAUGCUGCAACGGCACAAGAGCUGGAGGCACACUUCUUUGGUUGUGGCUCAAUUAAUCGAAUCACCAUCCUUUGUGACAAAUUCAGUGGCCACCCUAAGGGGUUUGCAUACAUAGAAUUUGCAGAUAAAGAUUCGGUGAGAACGUCCAUGGCCUUGGAUGAUUCUCUUUUCAAAGGAAGACAGAUCAAAGUGAUACCAAAACGGACCAAUCUGCCGGGGAUCAGCACCACAGAUCGGGGUUUUCCACGUGCUCUCUAUCGUGCCAAGGCUCCUAACUACCGUAGUUCACGCUCUCGAUUCUAUAGAGGUUUCAACAGCAGGCCCCGGGGCCAAAUCUACCGGGGCCGGGCUAGAGCGACGUCAUUGUAUUCCCCUUACUAA
Molecule: messenger RNA, 834 nt
Organism: Antechinus flavipes (yellow-footed antechinus)
Lineage: Eukaryota; Metazoa; Chordata; Mammalia; Dasyuromorphia; Dasyuridae
Product: polyadenylate-binding protein 2-like
Exons: 1
Coding region: 1-834 (277 amino acids)
Molecular function (GO): RNA binding
Source: RefSeq, a predicted model, not a curated record